Molecule: messenger RNA, 1626 nt
Organism: Eucalyptus grandis
Lineage: Eukaryota; Viridiplantae; Streptophyta; Magnoliopsida; Myrtales; Myrtaceae
Product: disease resistance protein RPV1-like
Exons: 2
Coding region: 22-1626 (534 amino acids)
Biological process (GO): signal transduction; defense response
Molecular function (GO): ADP binding
Source: RefSeq, a predicted model, not a curated record
AAGCUCAGAUUCUAUCUUCUAAUGUUGUCGUCUUCUUCUGCUUCUUCCUCUUCCGAAGUAAAAUGGCGGUUCGACGUUUUCAUUAACUUCAGAGGCGAGGACGUCCGCCACGGCUUCGUCGAUGACCUCCACAAGUGUCUGCUUCAUCGCGGCAUUAACGCCUACAUCGACAGCGAGGACUUGAGGCGCGGGGACAAGAUCUCGCCCGCCCUCAUGAAGGCCAUCGAGGAGUCGCGGAUCGCCGUGCUCGUCUUCUCCGAGAACUACGCUUCGUCUAGCUGGUGCUUGAACGAGCUGGUGAAGGUAAUGGAGUGUAGGAGGCUCAAGGAAGAGCCGGUGCUGCCCGUGUUCCACAAAGUGGAGCCCGGAGAGAUUCGAGGGCUGAGAGGGCGUUACGGCGAUGAAUUGGCCAGGCACGAGAAAUUGGGACAGGAUCCUGAGAGGGUGGAUAAAUGGAGGGAAGCCCUAAUUGAAGCCGCCAAUUUGGCCGGUUGGCAUUAUACCGAUGAAAAAUCACAAGAUGAGACCGAGUUCAUCAAGAAGAUCGUCAAAGAGAUCUCGCAUAUAGUAGAACGAGCACCCUUGAGUGUUGCCAAAUAUCCCGUCGGUGUAGGUUCCCGGGUAGAAAAUGUAAUGUCGUUGUUGAGUAUGGGCGUGGGUGAUAUUCGGAUGAUAGGAAUAUGGGGAGCUGGAGGUGUAAGGAAGACCACUAUCGCUAAAGCUGUCUAUAACAGUAUUGCUGAUCAGUUUGAUGGGUGCAGCUUUCUUGCAAAUGUUAGAGAAAAUUCCGGUAGACCUGAUGGCCUAGUUCAUUUGCAGAAAAAAAUGUUGUCCGAGAUAUUAUGGAAAGAAGAUGUAUCAGUCUCAAAUGUGGAUCAAGGCGCUAAUCUAAUACCAAAUAGACUUUGCUGCAGGAAGAUUCUACUUGUGCUUGAUGAUGUGGAUCAUGGGGACCAGUUAAAUGCAUUAGCUAGAGAAUGUGGAUGGUUCGGAAAAGGGAGCAGGAUAAUCAUUACGACAAGAGAUAAACAUGUACUACCUUCUCGUGCAAAAGAUCGGGUAUAUGAAGUUGAUCUAUUAGAUCAAAGUGAAGCUUUUAAACUUCUCAGUUCACAUGCUUUUCAAGGAAACCAGAUGAAAGACAUAAGCAGGGAUCUCAUAGAUAAUAUUUUGGGCUAUGCUAAAGGUCUUCCCUUAGCGAUUGUGGUCUUGGGUGCCUUUUUAUUUGAUAGAAGCAGAGUACUAUGGCAGAGUACAUUGGAAAAACUUGCUGAAAGUCCUACUAAAGAUAUAUACAGUGUUCUCAAGAUAAGUUUUGAUGCGUUGGAGGAGAAUGAGAAGGACAUUUUUCUUGACAUCACUUGCUUCUUUAAGGGGUGGGGUAGAGGUUAUGUAACUAGAGUUCUUGAUGGUUGUGGUUUGAAGACAUUAACUGGGAUUCAGAUUCUAAUAGACAGAUCCUUAGUAACAAUUGAGUAUGGGAUGGUUGAAAUGCAUGACUUGAUUCAGCAAAUGGGCCAGGAUAUUGUUAAACAUGAGUCUCAUGAGUCUCUAGAUGAUCCUGGGAAACGGAGUAGAUUAUGGUGCUAUGAUGAUGUUUUGAAGUACUGUCGGAGGAUACGGUGA